AUGAGUGUUGCCUCUGUUUGCGUGGCAGCUGCUGAGGCUGGAGGGCAUGAACAUUCUUCUACCUCUUCUAACUCUGGUGAUAAAUGUCUUCCUCCUCCCGAAACUGAUGCUGCUGUUGAACGUGAUAAUCCUCGUGAUAUUACUAAAUAUUGUGAUGAACAGCGUCGUUCUAAUGGUCCUCCUGCUGGUAGUAGUAAUGGUUCUGCUCAUCCUGCUGCUCCUUCACCUCCUGCUCCUUCACCUCCUGUUCCUUCUCCUCCUAUUGCUGCUGGUGCUGCUGGGGAAGGGAGUAAUGGUUCGUCUCCAUCUGGAGGUCGAACUGGAGCCAACGUCAACACUCCAGCAGUUGCAGGUGCAGUCAACGCGGAGAGUACAGCAACAGCACAACCCACUUCUCCUUCUCCCGAAUCUUCAGACACAGAGACUGCCAAUGGUUCUGGCACUGCAAACGAUGGGGGUAGCAGUACACCUGCAGGGAGUGAACCAUCCAAUAACCCAAGUGAUGAGGAAUCAACAACUUCAACUACUACGACCACCACCACCACCAAUACAAUUCCUACUCUCCCUGGAAUCAGCAAUAACACCAUAAUGCCAAAUGUGAAGGGUGAUGCAGACAGCAGCAGCAGUAUCAGCAGUUCUGUGUGGAUGCGUGUGCCACUACUGAUUGUGGUUACAUUGGCCUGUAUUCUUGUGUGCUGA
Trypanosoma theileri is the source of this 699-nucleotide messenger RNA. RefSeq lists its product as uncharacterized. The record is from RefSeq and is a predicted model, not a curated record. The coding region runs from base 1 to 699 and encodes 232 amino acids. The transcript has a single exon. Lineage: Eukaryota; Euglenozoa; Kinetoplastea; Trypanosomatida; Trypanosomatidae.